Molecule: messenger RNA, 1277 nt
Organism: Atta colombica
Lineage: Eukaryota; Metazoa; Arthropoda; Insecta; Hymenoptera; Formicidae
Product: Kv channel-interacting protein 4-like
Exons: 6
Molecular function (GO): calcium ion binding
Source: RefSeq, a predicted model, not a curated record
CGACCCUACGAAAUACCUUGCAGAAUUUCUCGUGGAAGUCUGUGGCGAUUCCGGCGACGUAAACGAGCGGAGUCUUCGUCGAUAAGAAGGAGCUCCGCAGGAAGAGGGCGACGCAAACGUACCUCUGGGUCCGUCGUGGUGUUGUCCGCCGGGGGUGGCGGUGGCAGUGGAGGCGGAGGAGGUAGACGUCGUGAUUUGGAACGUCGAACGGGUGGCGGUCGGGGUGUUCCCUGUCUUGCCACCAUCAGCUCUUCUGUCGCAGGAUCCGCGGGGGGUUGCGGCCCCGUGGUGGGACUCCCCUCCUAUAAAAAGCGCCAAGGCAGUAGUACUGUUUGGAGUCGCGCAAGUCGUGGACGUGGCAGAGGUCGCGGGGGCGGCGCGAACCUCUUUGGUUCCGGCGUCGCCCCCGCGAAUUACGCACCAGGACUGCAGGGCGUUGCGCCUGGGCUGCGGGAGGUUGUGAAUAUCCUCGGCAAGAGGAAUCAAGCUGGUACCCUGUCGGGCGUAGACCCGCCGCCGGGAACGCUGGAUAACGACAGCGAUGAGGAGGGGACUUCCACCAAGAGACCACCAAGACCUCUCUACAGGAGGUUAAUCAACUACGUGAGGCAAGCCUGGACCGGCGUCAAAUUCGCCCUAGACUCGGAAUACGAGGAAGAGCAAACACCAAGAUACAGGCCAGACUCCUUAGCGAGCCUUUGUCGAGCGACCAGAUUCACAGAAGCUGAACUGAAGAGAAUAUAUCGCGGCUUCAAGGCUGAAUGUCCUACGGGAGUCGUCAGGGAAGAUACUUUUAAGUGCAUCUAUUCGCAAUUUUUUCCCCAAGGAGCCAAUACAAGCCAAUAUGCUCAUUACGUUUUUAAUACUUUGGACCAGGAUCACAGCGGGCUUCUUAGUUUCGAGGAUUUUGUUACGGGUUUGAGUAUACUUGCUCGUGGCUCGAUAGAUGAAAAACUUCGUUGGACGUUUUCUCUUUAUGAUAUCAACGGCGACGGAUGUAUCACGAGGGAGGAGAUGACGGACAUUGUGACUGCCGUAUAUGAGCUGAUGGGAAAAUUUUCUGAUCCCAACUUGGACCAUGAGGGUGUACGCGAGAAAGUGGAUCGUAUGUUUCAGAAAAUGGAUGGCAACAGAGAUGGUGUAGUGACGCUAUCCGAGUUUUUAGAAGCUUGUCGAGCAGAUCCGGAUAUCUCAACCAGCAUGGCUGCUCUAGACACUGCCUUCUGACACUCAUCGCGUCCGUAAUACAUACCAUGGACUUGAAGGGAUCACUCGAU